Messenger RNA from Trichomonas vaginalis G3, 864 nucleotides. RefSeq names its product protein of unknown function, DUF4106 family. The record is from RefSeq and is a predicted model, not a curated record. NCBI's taxonomy places the organism in Eukaryota, Parabasalia, Trichomonadida, Trichomonadidae. The transcript has a single exon. The coding region runs from base 1 to 864 and encodes 287 amino acids.
AUGAGAUGGGGUCAUAAAGCUAAUCCGGAUAGGUGGUUCAUAAACUUACAACCACAAUUCCAAGAAGUUGUAGACGCAAUGGAAGUGAAUGGUGAACCAGAUGUAGCUGGUAUUUUCAGCGCGGCUUUAAUGCCAUUGAAAGAUAUGAAAGAUGCAGAUAUUUUGGACCAGUAUGAAAUGAACAUGGCUGAUGGAAAUAUAACACCUGACGUUCUAGAACAUUUAUCUCAAAGAACUACACAGAACCAUAGAGAUGGUAUAUUUGGUGAAGAGUUUAGAAAGAAAGUUAGGGAGAGAGAAGGAAGAGAACCUAUUGUACAUGACCUUGCAAACGAAAGUUUACAAAAUGUCAUAAAAACUUACUUUGCAGACAAUGAACCGAGAAGGGAUGAAUAUUUAAGAAAACUCAAAUGGACAGUACCAAAUGAAAUGUUAGUAUUGAAAAACAUGUUCCUUGACAAAAUAAAACCAACUACAGAAAUAAAUGACGCAAGACUGAAACAUUGGGUAAAAGCUUUCCCAUUCACAAAAGAUAUUAUUGGUAACAUGGAAAGAAAACCAGAAUGGCUACAAAAACAUAUAUUUGGAAACGAGCUUAUUCCAUAUGGACAAGCUAUAUUUGAAGAGCUUGAACCGGAAACUCAGGAAAGAGUCAUGCAAACAAUACGCGAAGACUCAAAUACAAACUAUGACAAAAUCUUUCUAGGAUAUAGGUUACCUGAGAUGGGCGACCAGAGCCCAAAGGCAAAAAGGACAUGGAAAAUUUACAACAUACUAGGUGAACAUGAGGCAAAGAUGCAACAACUUGAAGCAGAGGGCAAGUUACCAAAAGCGACACCAAAGAAGAAGAGUAGAACAAAGUAA